Messenger RNA from Aspergillus brunneoviolaceus CBS 621.78, 882 nucleotides. RefSeq lists its product as uncharacterized. Lineage: Eukaryota; Fungi; Ascomycota; Eurotiomycetes; Eurotiales; Aspergillaceae. The annotation marks the transcript as partial. The transcript is spliced from 8 exons. The record is from RefSeq and is a predicted model, not a curated record.
GGGCUGGCAUUGUUGUUCCGUUUUGCCAUCAAGUCCUGGAUCCGAUGGGCUUUACCCCGUGUCAGCUCUCCAGACCGACUCUGGGGGUUCGAAGAUCUGUUCUACACCGCGGGUUAUAGUUCUGACCUUGCGCAUAUUGUGUUGGUGCAAAGAAGUUAUGAGGCCGGACUCGGGCGUCAUUUGUGGUUCCUGACUAGUGAUGAGCUCAGAGGCACACUGAAGAACGAGUUCAUCUCUCAGCCUUUAGCGGUUUUGGCCUCGAUGCUGUCUCGCACAGGGAUGAUGUGCUUUCUCUACAGUUGUUUCAACGGCGCCGACCGGCGGAUCCGCAUCUCUAUCCUCGCUUAUAUGGGUGAUCAGAUUAUCAUUAACAUGGUUACAGUGGUCCAAAUCAUCGUUCAAUGUGGGCCAAGUUCAUACCGUCCUGUCGAUCGAGUGCACUACUUCCAUUACAUGUGGGAUGACCUGCCUUCCGACGGUUCAGUUAUUUGCCAGUCACCGAGCGUACAGACAAUGGUUGGCUUUGUUCAAGGAGGAUUCAAUUCCGGAAUCGACCUAUUCUUGACAGCGCUCUCUGCCAUACAGCUAUGGCGCUAUACGAUGCGAGCGACGGAUCGGGGACCAUCCCACAGUGAGUCAUUCUGUUCGCGGUUCCGGAAAAUACCUCGCAGGUCGCGAAACCGGCGGUUGUGGCAAACCUGCGCCUUAGGCGGUCCAUUGCUGUUGUCGGGCAUUGCGUCGAUCAUUAAGACUUGGUUACUCAAAGCUAUCGGAGAGAGAAAUGAUAUUGCCCAUAACAUAGUGCCAUUCGUGCUGUGGGUGAAGAUUGAGAAUUAUAGCAUCCUGCUUGCGACCUGCGCUCCUAUUAUCCGGCUUCUGGUG